AUGCUGAGACUUAUUCUCCUAUCUCUGAGCAUUAUCUCAGUAUCAGGAUAUACCCCUGCUGGAAGAACUAGUCAAGUAUGUCAGUUUGUCAGAAAUGCAAUAUAUUGCUUUGGCGGUGGCCACAACAACAAUGGACUUUUCACAGCCGAUUACCCCGAACAUUUGUAUCUGGAUCUCUCAAAAAGUCUCGAGUUGGAUAACUUUGCUUAUGACGCGUGGAAAGAUAUUUCAAUUAGCAGUGAUGGAUUCGAGUUGGAAAAAAGUUGCAAUGCAGCCUCGACAAUUCUUCCAGAUGAUCGCUACAUAAUCUUUGGUGGAGGAAACUGUAUGAAUUACGUGACUCUAUCCAACAAUACAGUUGUAUUUGACGCAAAAACACAAAAGUGGACAGGUUACAAUCAAACUGCGGUACAACAAAACUAUGAAGGUUUUGGAGUGUAUCUUAACCGCACUAACAAGGCUCUUUUCUGGGGUGGACGAAGUACUACUGGCGUCCAAAACACAAAUAUAAACCCAAUAUUCUAUUCAUUUGAUGCCACAAAUCCUUCAGUGUUUUUUACAUUUACUACUCCUUUGGGUGAUGGUAUGAAAAUGCCUGGAUCAGGACAAUCUGUUCUGGGACCUGAUGAGAAGACUAUUUACCAUUUUGGCGGGUGGGAGGGAUUUUCUGAUCCAGCUGCUGCAAACUUUACAACCUACGCAAGUUCCUUCAGAACUAUUUCGUUGUACAAUACCGACACAUCUAUAUGGUCAACAGUAACAGUUGUUCCGGAUAUAAUUCCUUCCAACAGGACUAUGAUGACUGCCACUUUGUUACCAAAUUCCACAAGUUUUCUCAUCUAUGGCGGAGUUACACAUCUUAGUGCAGCGAUAACUUAUCCUUGUGAAGAUUAUGCAUAUUUAUUUGACACUUUGUCUAACUCUUGGUCAGUCGCAAACAUCUCGUCUGAAAACGGAGCAGGUCCGCGCUUUGGACAUUCUGCUGUAUUACACCCUAACGGUGAUCUAUUCAUUAUAUUCGGUGUCGAUAGAAGUAAUACAAAUAAAAAUGACUACCAUAUCCUAGACACGAGCAAUAUUCAGAGCUUUACGUGGAAAACUGCAUUUACACCAAAUUCAUUUCUUGAAUCUCCAUCAACAAAUUCAACAAAGUCGACCGGUUCAGGAUCAUCAACUACCACAGGCUCAAAGUCUGGCACAACUAAAGACGGCAUCAGUGGAGGUGCUAUUGCAGGAAUUGUAGUUGGCUGUGUGGCUGCAAUUGCUAUAGCUGGUAUACUUUUCUGGUUCUUGAGGAGAAAGGAGGCUGAUAAAAAGGAUACUAUUUAUGAAGAGGUUAAUGUCUCUAGUAUCAAGCCACCUCUCAAUCCUACCAGUGGAAUUCAGACAGAAAACAUUGACAUUGAAAGAAGAAUAAACGAGUCAAAUAUAUUAGUUGUUGAUAACAAUAAGCCUGAUAUUCCUCGUAUCAUGAUGGAGCCAGUAAAGCCACAGGGAGACUGA
Messenger RNA from Phycomyces blakesleeanus NRRL 1555(-), 1503 nucleotides. RefSeq lists its product as hypothetical. The record is from RefSeq and is a predicted model, not a curated record. Gene Ontology annotation, molecular function: protein binding. Lineage: Eukaryota; Fungi; Mucoromycota; Mucoromycetes; Mucorales; Phycomycetaceae. The transcript is spliced from 10 exons. Bases 1 to 1503 code for a protein of 500 amino acids.